UACCAAAUCGAAAACCCCAAAGCUCCGACCCUGGUCGGUUUCUCGCAGAGGAGCGAGAGAAAUUCCCCAUCGAUCUCGGUCUCCCCUCUCCUCCUCCCUCUCCGCGGCAUGGAUCCCGCCGCCGCCUCGCCGGUGCCGGCUCUGGCGCCUGCCGUGGAGGAGCCCAUCAGCGCCAUCUCCGUUCUCGACACCCUCGGCGCGGAGGUGCUGGCGGUUAUGUCCCCGGUCUCCAUCUGCAUGGCGCUCGUCGUGCUCCUCAUCUCCCUCCUCUCGCCGCCGUCCUCCGGCUCCGCGGCGGCCUCGCCCCCGCCAGUCACCGCUGCCACACUCGUCUAUCUCGAGUCCCCUAACGACUCCCCGGGCCAGAAGUUCCUCGGCGCACUCCUCGACGCUGCCGUCUUCGUUGUCCUCGUCGCCGCUGUCACCUUCGUCCUCGUCGCGCUCUACUACUACCGCUGCACGGGCUUCCUCAAGAACUACAUGCGCUUCUCCGCCUUCUUCGUCAUCUUCUCCAUGGGAGGCGCCAUCCUCACCGCCGUGCUCCGCCGCCUUGCGGCUCCUCUCGACGCGCCCACCGCGCUCCUGCUCCUCUUCAACGGCGCCGCUGUCGGGGUCCUCUCUGUCUUCGCCUCCGCUGUCCCCAUCCUCGUCCGCCAAGGGUACAUGGUCGCCCUCGCCGUCAUCGUCGCCGCCUGGCUCUCUAGGCUCCCCGAGUGGACCACGUGGAUCAUGCUCGUCGCGCUCGCCGUGUAUGACCUCGUCGCCGUGCUUGCACCCCGGGGACCGCUCAGGAUGCUUGUGGAGCUCGCCUCCUCCAGGGAUGAUGAGCUACCAGCACUCGUCUAUGAGUCUCGGCCUACAGUCGGCCCAGCCACAAGCUCUUCCUCUUAUGCUUCGGCCAUGGGGUCUGUGGAGAUGCAAACCAUGACUGAUUCUGGUCAGAUCAGUGGCAAUCGGUAUGACCGGGUGGAGCAGGAGGAAGAUGCCAGCCCUGCUGUUGUGGAAAUGAGGGAUCUUAGAAGAGGCCGAUCAGAGAUGAACAGAUCAAGAGGUUCUGUGCUUCAAAUGGAGAACCUUGAAAGGGAGGUAUCAGUGACUUCAGCAGAGCUCACAGCAAAUCAAGGUGGGAGUUCACAGCAUGCUGUCAUUCAAAUUGAACAACCUGGCGAAGAAGAGACAUCACCUUUGGUAUCUGCAGCAUCUACCAACAAUGCAGCUUUGGAUGAGGAGCAUAGACAAAGUUCAUCAUCAGAGCCUCUGGAUUUUGAGAUGUUUGAAUCUACAAGGGGCAUCAAGUUGGGCCUUGGCGAUUUUGUUUUCUACAGUGUGCUUGUUGGGAGAGCUGCCAUGUAUGAUCUGAUGACUGUGUAUGCAUGCUACCUCGCCAUCAUUGCUGGGCUUGGUUGCACCCUUAUCUUGCUUUCCAUAUGCCAGCAUGCGCUACCUGCACUCCCAAUCUCUAUUAUGCUGGGAGUGACAUUCUACUUCUUGACACGGUUGCUGAUGGAGCCAUUUGUGGUUGGUGCUUCGACAAACUUGGUGAUGUUCUGACUAUUCACUGAUCUGUUGUUGUCAUUUACAUGUGGAUGAAGACCUCAACCGAAAGAAAGUGGUUGGUCAGCAACUCAGCAUUCUAUGUGAGAGUGACUAAUAUUUUGUUGGUCACUUGUGAACUGCCAUUCGUAUUUAUUGCUAGGAAUGCUUAAGACCAUAGACUCUGAGGUAGCAUCGUAGAUAGAUUUAGCUCGUGUCUUGUUGUAGUUCUAUCAACCUGACAUGAUAUUCAAGAAGAGUCUAUUCUACAUUCCGUGUUCUUUGGCUUA
Messenger RNA from Sorghum bicolor (sorghum), 1823 nucleotides. RefSeq names its product presenilin-like protein At1g08700. Gene Ontology annotation, molecular function: aspartic endopeptidase activity, intramembrane cleaving. Gene Ontology annotation, cellular component: membrane; nucleus. Lineage: Eukaryota; Viridiplantae; Streptophyta; Magnoliopsida; Poales; Poaceae. The transcript has a single exon. Gene Ontology annotation, biological process: protein processing. The record is from RefSeq and is a predicted model, not a curated record. Bases 109 to 1551 code for a protein of 480 amino acids.